GGUUCAGCACUAAACGGCCUUCGAAGAUUCGAGAUGGAUCCAAUUGUCUCAGAUCAUUUGCAGGAUGUGCAGGAGCUGGCUCUUCGACUGCUCGCUCUUGACCAACUUCUCGGUCCCACCCCUUCGCAUCAACAACAGGAUAUUGAUCUGGACACCAUCACCUCAGAAGAUGUCAACUCCGAAGCCGUGGUUUGGAAAGACAUUGAACCUUCCAAUACAGCGCCCUUGUGGGAUGUGAUUGAGUUGUACAAAGUCGCGGAUACAGUGCCCCGAUUCGAUCGCAUUCCAGCAACUCUUGUCGACAUCUGCAAGACAUCGUGGCGAGGCAGAACUUAUCAGAACACGUACCUCCAUACCGGCAAUGAAGAAUCCCGCGACCCCACUUGCUCAGAAGUCCUACAGCUACUCCCAAGGCUUGAUCGACUUCUAGAGAUAUCUUUGCACGCCAAAAUCAAUGCCAUCGUGAGCUUGGUGCCGCCUUUUCGAUUCCUUGAUCUGCCGACUGAGCUUCGGUUGCAUGCCUAUGAUUACAUACUCCCGCGCCAGCCGUAUCUCAUCCUGCGCAAUAUUGAGCCCCGCCGACAUGCACUACCUCGUUACGAUCUUGACGCUCUGCGAACUUGCCAGCAAGUUCAUCGUGAGCUGGUUGAUCACUUUUACAAAGACCAGGUGUUGGUUAUGAAUGCGUAUGAUCCGCGUAACGAUUGGUGGGUCUUCAAGGGGAACAGUCCACGAGACCGGCUCAUUGCUCAGAAUAUGAGGGAGGAAACACGAUCCUGUUUCAAGAAACUCGAAAUUCGAGUUCUCGAUACAGACGAGGCUAACACUGACCGAAAGGGGCCGUACUGGGAAGCAAACAAGACAGAUGUAUGGGAGUGCGAUGGGUACUAUACAGAGACACUUGAAGCGUUCCCUAAUCUUGAAAGCGCCACUAUAUCUUUCGAAAUAGGUGAGAAUAAUCUCGAGUACUGGACAGGCUGGUACCAUUCCCUCGGACAUAUAGCUCGGUGGCUCAUCUCAAAAAUACCCGAACACAUACAGAUAUUGUGGGACUUCGAGCCUACCUCUGAUCCUGACUUACAGGAGCUUGCUAAGGAAUCAGAGGAGAUCAUGUAUGAGCUCAAGAACGUGGUCGCCGAAGAAACAGCCAAGAGGGGAGGUACCGUCCAGCUGGGUACAAGACUGAUAAAGGAACGUAUAGUCACGCCGGCGACACUAUGACUUGAGUGGCGAUGGUUGUUGGGAAAAAAGGACAAACCAGUGCCUCCUUUUGUAUGCGCU
Molecule: messenger RNA, 1281 nt
Organism: Boeremia exigua
Lineage: Eukaryota; Fungi; Ascomycota; Dothideomycetes; Pleosporales; Didymellaceae
Exons: 2
Coding region: 34-1221 (395 amino acids)
Source: RefSeq, a predicted model, not a curated record